Molecule: messenger RNA, 8322 nt
Organism: Acipenser ruthenus (sterlet)
Lineage: Eukaryota; Metazoa; Chordata; Actinopteri; Acipenseriformes; Acipenseridae
Product: histone-lysine N-methyltransferase SETD5-like
Exons: 25
Coding region: 878-5536 (1552 amino acids)
Molecular function (GO): protein binding
Source: RefSeq, a predicted model, not a curated record
GGCGGGUUUAUGGGUAAGCCUCCCACGGGUGAGCCCCUGCCGCGGUGCCCGGGAAUCCCCGUGUGUUGGUGUGUGUCAGUAAUGUUGGAUCCCGCGGUUGGUGCCGGUUAGGAGGGGGAUGGGCGGCACUGCGAAUCUUGGAGGAGCUCAGAGAGAAUCAGAGCCUGUGUAACUUCACAUAGAGUAGUACAUCUCCCCUUAUAAACACCGGUUAUAAAGCAUGUAAACAACAUUAUAAACGGAUUUAAACACUAGGCUCAAAAUUAGAGAGGCUAAGGGAUCGCUGGGCCAGAUAUAGGACUGUGAAUACAACUCCCCCCCCCGCACAUGGGACAUUGAGAAGGGAAUCGCCACACCGGACCAAGGAGCGCACUUUCCUGGGUACGGUUUUUAGGAAAUACCGUGGCUCUGGCAAGGGCCCUUUUCUACGGUCUUCUCUGGAUGUUGGAUUGUUUUUAAACUUAGGAAAGAAAAACAAGUGGAUAUAAAGUUUGAACUGGGGUGGAGAGGCCUGAAAAGGUUACCCAACAAUGGUUUGCUGAUUUAAGAGACAAUGGUGGCUAGGAGCCCACCGAGUUACAAUGAAUCAUCCUAAAUGAGAAGCAUAGCCCACUUGAUGGCAAGAUGACAUUUACCUUUAUGGCUCCUUGUCUUGGGAUCCAUUCAGCCAUCUUCUAGAGGUGACAUGGUUUCCUCAUGUCCGUGAAGUGCUGGUCGCAGCACUGCGGCUCCCCACCCCAGGAGUGGUCAGUUGCUGUGAUUUGGACCCCUUGAUCCCUCUCCCCUCCCCCCCCCCCCUUCCCCCCCCUCCCCUCCCCUACCCCCCCCCCCCCCCCCCUCUUCCCCUUCCCUCCCUCUCACCACGGUGCUGGACGUCAUGAGCAUAGUAAUCCCUUUGGGAGUCACCACACCAGAUACAUCAUACUCAGACAUGGCUGCUGGAUCAGACCCCGAGUCGGUGGAAGCAAGCCCCGCCGUCAAUGAGAAGAAUAACUAUUCCAAUCCCAGCUGUGGGACCGCUCAGAAUCAUGGGUACCGAGGAUUACCCUACGCAGAUCACAACUAUGGCGCCCCCCCUCCCCCCACUCCGCCAGCGUCCCCAUCCACACAGACCAUCAUCCCGCGUAUGGAGCUUAACGGGGUGCGCUCGCAGUACGUGGACAAUUCGGCUGACAGUGACAGCUCCUCUGACGAGAACGGUUGCAGGUGGUGUCACUGCAGCCUGACACAGGACGGCUUUGUCAUUAAAUGUGAAAACUGCAGGGGUUUAGACAGACGGAAAGGGAUCGGAGUCCAGCGAAGAAAACAAGAAAAUGUGUCUGGCGGUGAGAGUAGCGCCACAGAGAGUGGGGAUGAGGAGGUGACCCCGCCAGCGGUGUCCUACACUGCCACGCAGCACACUCCUACCAGCAUCACUCUCACCGUCAACCGCGUCAAGAGAUCCAAAACCAAAAAGAGGAAGAAAAGCACGGAGAAAACCCGCAGCGCCCCAAAAGCAAAGAAAAUCAAGGUAUCGGCACCUCCGGCUUUCCGAGAAGGUUCUAGGAAAUCAAUGCGAAUGAAGAAUUCAACGACAGAGGCUAACACCCUGGAUGAGAACACGACAGAGGGCUGGGAGAACCGGAUCCGGCUCUGGACAGAUCAGUAUGAAGAAGCUUUCUCUAACCAGUACAGCGCGGACAUUCAGAACUUACUGGAGCUGCAGCGCAUCACCAACAAGGACUCUGUGGGGAAAAACGCAACAAUGGACACCAUCAGCAAAACUGAGUUAGCCUGUAACAACACAGUCAUCGGCUCUCAGAUGCAGCUCCAGCUUGGGAGGGUAACGCGAGUGCAGAAACACAGGAAGAUACUUCGAGCCGCGCGGGAUCUGGUGCCGAAUACCCUGAUCAUAGAGUACCGAGGGAAGGUCAUGCUGAAGCAGCAGUUUGAAGUCAAUGGGCAGUUCUUUAAAAAACCAUACCCAUUUGUACUUUUUUACUCCAAGUUUAAUGAGGUUGAGAUGUGUGUGGAUGCACGGACAUUUGGGAAUGAUGCACGGUUCAUCAGAAGGUCCUGCACACCCAAUGCUGAGGUUCGGCACGUGAUUGCUGAUGGGAUGAUCCACUUGUGUAUCUAUGGCAACACUCGCAUCACAAAGGAUACCGAAGUAACCAUUGGCUUUGACUACGAAUUCAACAACUGCAAUUACAAAGUGGACUGCGCUUGUCAUAAAGGGAACCAGAACUGCCCGGUGCAGAAGCACAACCUGAGCCCUAUGGAGCCACUGCCACCUCCUCCUCCCCCUCCCACACCCCCACAGGUGGGAGCAAUGACCAGACGCAGUAAAGCCAGGCGGAAAGAGCUGGAGGUGGGCAACCAGGACAACGCGUCCGAUGAGAACAGCAACCAGCAGUCUGAGGACCUGAAUGAUUCCAAAGAGUUCCAGGGACUUGGAGCUGCGGGCAGUGACGCAGAGGAGGGAGAUGAUAGGUUGAAGCUAGAAGAUAAUGAAGAAAUUGAAAAUGACGAGAAUGCAAUCCUAAAUAAACAGUCACGGGAUGAUCGGAAAGCUGAAGCCAUCAUGCAUGUGUUUGAGAACUUGGAAAAAAGGAAAAGGAGGAAUAUCCAGAUCCAGGAGAGGAGCUGUAGCACUUCAGGGGCAGCUUCCAGUCCAGCAACACCCACGGCACAGGAGCCUAAACUAGAUACCACCGAGACCGAGGAUUCCAAUCUUGCCUCAGCAGUGACGCAGACUCCUCAAAACACCGGGGUCGGGGUCAGCACCCGCCGAUCCGCUCAGAGCACAGAGUUGCCAGUGGUGGAGAAGCCACCUGCUAAGCCUGCUCCUGCCAGGUCUUCCAAGCCACGGCCAAAGAGCCGCCUCUCCCGAUACCGCUCCAGCUCCUCACAGCGAGCACGGCGACAGCGGCAGGCAAUGGCUCAGCAGGCAGCAGAGCAGGGGCAGGUAGCCAUGGAGGAGGGGAUACCAGGGGUCUGUGGUGCUGAGCAAGGGAGCACAGAAGGGGGACUGGCCAGUGGACUUCCCCUUGAUGUAGAUGGAGCAGCUGGGACUGCUGCUGGAUCCCUGGGUAACCGAGCAAACCUCCGAUACCCCAAGACUAAAACGUACCUGGUGACGGAGUGGUUGAACGAUAAGGUUGCUGAGAAGCCCGAAUCCCCGAUCGACUGGCCACUACGAAUAACCACGGACCCCACAGUGCUGGCCACUACCCUGAACAUGCUUCCCGGUCUCAGCCACUCACCUCUCAUCUGCACAGCCCCCAAACACUACAUCCGAUUCGGCUCCCCCUUCACACCCGAGAGACGCAGACGCCCUGUCAUCCUCGAUGGAACCUACGGCUCCUGUAAAAAGCGUUGGAUGAAGCAAGCGUUGGACGAAGGCAUGUCAGCCAAAACUGGGGAUAGUGGAACGGAGUCUCAGUCAUCACACCAAAGUCACAGCUGCAGCAGCACCUCAAACCCCAGCCCCUGUAACACAGAGUUAACAGCGCCCCUUAAGAAACGGAAAUCAUAUGUGCCGGAGGGAAGCACCUCGGAGCUGCUGCGACCGCUCUCCCCCAUCACCCCCCCUCCACCCUCGUCAGAUACUAUGAGCCCCCUGUUGGCAGCUUCUUGCGCCCUUCUCCUGGGAGGGGAAGAGGACAAGCACAAUGGAUACAUGUACUCUCCCCUUCACUCCCUUGCUGCUAGUCGCUGUAACACCCCGCUGCAGUUUGAGAACAUAUCCUCCCCUGAGAGUUCCCCUGCGCAUAGGCCCGAGUCCCUGUCACCAGAGCCUUGUCUCCGAACAGAUUUUGACCAACCCCAGACAACUUAUCCUGAUCUGUCUGUUCCCUCUGGCAUGACGAGCCCUGUCCUGUCUGCGACAGGAUCUUCUGAGGAUUUUGCUUCUGUACAGGCACCGCUUGUUGCUGGGGUGCCAUUCAGCAGUACAACUGAUGCAGUCUUCAGUGGGAGGAGCCUGGAUUGCCAGGCCCAAGCUAAGGAGCAGGCAUUCAGGACAGAGUUUAAUCUCAUCUACGCCUGCUCCCCUUUGAACGCUAACUUGCUAGCAUCCGGGAACCUUGCAGAGGGAACGGGGCGAGGGUCUGCUGUUGGCAGCGACGGGAGAACAUCCCUGUCAGAAGGGGGGUUCUCCCCCGGAGAAGUCUUUUUUGGUCGACAGAGUCAGGGACUCCUGAACGAGCCUGCCCAGGGUGCAAUGUCACCCUAUGGAGAUAGACAGUAUGUUUACUCCGAGAGCGGAACACCACCCCAUAACCCACCACAGAAAAAGAAGGUCUCUCUGUUGGAAUACAGAAAGCGGAAGCAAGGAACGAAGGAGAGCUUCCCAGGCGAGCCAGGUAAAUCGGUGGGCACGCCAACCAGGUCCAGCAGCAGCUGCAGCAGCAAUGCAGAGUCCCCUCAUGUCACACGCACCACGCUGCGGCACCCCACCUCCCCACAGAGUGGCUUCUCCUCCCCGGUUCACCACUCCAUCCCUCAGAUAGAGGAGGUCAGCCCCCCAGAGCCCUGCACCAGCCGACACUUUGGAGCCUCAGCAGCUGGCUCCCACAGCAAACCUCAGGACACCAUCAGCAGCCGCUGGAUGGUGCCCACAUCAGUUGAGAGGCUACGAGAGGGUCAGGGGGUGCUGGAGAGAGUCUUGCGGGGGGGCAUGAAGAUGGAGCGUGUGCUGAAGAGAGUGGAGUCCACUUCAGGAGAGUCCAGGGAGAGAGACUCAGAUUUCACAGAGGGGGGAAGUUUAGACAUGCAAGCCAUUUCUUGUUCUAGAGGCUCACCUAUACACAGCCCCCAAAGAUACAGCCACAGUCCCUCCCGAUACAAUCACCAGCUGCAGCCAGUUCAUUCUGAAGGACACCAACCAGAACCUCAGACUUUCCUACAGGAGAGCAUGUCUCCAUUUAGAGGCCAUGGCAGCACAUAUAGCUAUUCAACACCAUCACCUGGACAUGGCUACAGGCCCACAACACACACAAUGAGCCACGGGGCAACCCAGAGCCAGCUAGAUCCCUCACUUCAGCCUGUAUCCUACUCCAGCCCUGUCCAUUAUUCUUCCUCCUCCUCCUCCUCCUCCUCAUCUUCCUUGGACUCCUCUAUGGUGCCUAUUGGCGGGAACAUCGGACACUAUGGAAGCAGUCAACAGCAUUCUGGAAGCAGCAUACAUUUGUAUAGUGGCAGCCAUCUAAAGACAAGCCUGCUUUCUAGCCAGUCCGUGGCGAUAUCUGCUGCCGACUCGCUUACACCGGGCAACCACAAAACUGUAACAACAGACUCAAGCGUGGUUCUUCCAGCCACCAAUGCUGCUUCGGUUAAUGCCACCUCAGCUUCACAGAGCUCCAGACUGUCACAAUCUGACUUACGAACCUUAAGCCCAGUCAGCCCUGGACAAACUGUCCUGCAGUCUGGAACCAGACUAUUAGCAGCAGCAGCCAACUCACAGCACUACCAACAUCGGGGAACAGCAUUGAGCCAGUACCAGCAUCCACAGAUACAAGGAUCCGGAGUACGGACACAAUCGGGAACCUAUUAGAUUAAAAUAGACAUAACCUGUGGGAUGUAUGGACCAAACAGUCAUUUGGGAUUGGAUUUCCACCAGGGCCUGUUUUUAUAUAGACUUUUGCUUCACCAAAGGCAUAAUAAGUAAUGAACAGGCCUUGGUUUUAAUUACAGUACGACCAACAACAAAAAAAAGACCGUAUAGAAUUUCAAAUACCCGGCCCUGUUCACCUUUAACUCAGAUUGACAGAUAAUGUACAAAUAAGAGAAAUAGAAAACAAAAUAAUGCAUGUACCUGUUGUUUAGGUACAUAAGAAAAAACAAACAGAAGCAGAAAUAAUUUGGUUAGACAUCUUUUAUUUGGUUUAACCAAAACAUUAGUCAGUGGUGCAGUAAAAAAAAAUAUAUAUAUAUAUAUAUAUAUAUAUAUAUAUAUAUAUAUAUAUAGGUGCAUAAUGUAAAAAAAGAACUAACAAAAAAAGCAGAAACAAAUCUAUAUUUGUAGCAUCAGGUAUUAAUGCACGGGAAUUCAAUGGAGCGAGAAGAGUAACUCGUAUAGACGAUCAUUCCAGAUGAUUGCCAGCUAUUUUUUUUUUUUUUUUUCCACACACGAGUUUACUGUAAUAUUCCGGAGUUAGACUAUUUUUUUAUUUAUCUAAUUUUAAUUUCAGUUAUAACCGUUCUAGACUAGCUAUAAAGUACUUGACCCAUACGGACAUUAUAAUCCACAGUGCUGCAGUGACCUUUUUAUAUUUUCCACACAUUCACACUGCGAGUUCCUCAAUCUCUUUUGUUGUUCAUGAGGAAUUUGGAAAUGUUUUUUUGUUUUUUUAGUGACUGUUACAAACUUUCAGUAUAACUGAGUGGGGGAGAGAUGGCUUUCUAAAGGUGGUCAUGCUCUUUUUGAAACCUGUAAAAUUGUAAGUUGUUGGAAUUUAAGAUCAUGGGUUUUUUCUUUUUUUUCUCCUCCAUUCUGUACACAGUUAAUUGUAAAAGCAGAUAGUUCAUUUGGGUUAAAUCUCCAGUGUCCCUUUAAGAUGCUGUCUCAUUAACUGAUUUAAACAGACCACUAAAUAAAUAAACAAAAUUGUGUAUAGAACCUUCACAAAAUGUUCCACCUUUGCAUCCACCGUACCGGAAAAACAUUACAAUAAAUCCCAUUUUAUGAUCUUGAAGUGCUGGUAUUUGAUGUUUAACUCUUCCCACCAGUGUAGAUGGCAUAACAAUUAACACUAUCACCUUUUCCAGCUCUGCACUUUCACCACAACCCUUUGAAUGAAAAAUUAAAUGUUAAGACUGACCAGAAUCUUCUGAAACGCCAAAUAUCUGCACCUUUUUUUAAAUUUUUUUGUAUCUGAAUGUAUAUACGCAUGUGUGCAUAAAUCGAGUUUACUGUAUAUCCCAUCAGGGUUUCCUAUUUCAUUCUGAAUGUUCGGAAUUCAUGAACGUGAAAUGCAUUUAGACAGACUCAAUCUUGCACACUGAUUUCUCUGCUUAUUGGUGAACCUACCAGCAGCAUUUUGAAAGGAGAUACUGCAUUUAAGUCAAUGGUGUUUUUACACAGGGUUGUAACAAUUUAGAUUUUCCAAAAAUAAGAUGUCAUUUUUGAUAAUAAAAUACUCCUGUUGAUAAUCAAAACAUUCAGAAAUGCAAAUUUUGGAAUUUUGUCUUCAAGUAAAAAAAAAUAUAUAUAUCUUAUUCCAGUGGAGAAAAACACACAUACACUCACUUUUGGUUUCAGGUGUUAGUAAAUAUUAAGAGAGAAUAUCCGUGGUAAAGUACAAAAUGUGUUUCAUGACUUUGUGCAAGAAAUUACUUCCUGGGUAUGUCUUUCCAAAGUUAUUACACACAAAUAUAUGAAACAUGUAAAUGAUUGUGCUUUUUGCAAAUGGAUCUGUGCCAUGCUGGUGAUGAACUGUUCAGCAUUCCCUAUUACAAGGUACUUUGUAACUAAAUGCUAAACUAAUGGGCUAUUCUGGAAAUGGUAUUAAGUGCAGCUCAGCAAUGUCUGAGGUAACAUGACAAAAUAGUAAGUUGCUUUUCUUUUAAAAUUGUAGACCUUCCAAUGUUUGAAAAGCAGACUGGUUGGUACGUCAUCUGUGUUUUUGAGAGCUGGGCCUGCAGCUACUACCGUGUUUUAUAGCUUACAUCUUUAAUUUCUCUUGCUUUUUACAACUUAUUUUUAAUUUUUAUAUAGCUUGUCACUUUUCCUUAUCGCUUCAGAAACCUAAAUGUUUCAUUUACCAAAAGUGGUGCAGCGCUUCCCUCUUUCCUUGCUGGUUGAUUAGUCAAUUUCAUGAUUGCUCUGUAAUGUACCAUUGGAAUGGUUAAACAGACCUUGUUAGUUACUUUUUUCAAUACCACAUUUUUGGCUGCUUUGGCUUUUCUUCAGGGUUAGCCCAGGCUUUAAUAAAUGCUGCUUGUGUUCUGUGUAAGCUUGCAUCUGGAUCACCAAAGAGCAAUGGCUGAAGAGUUGGAUUUCAUUGCAUGCGAGAUCUGCUGGGUGCAAACACUUAGUCAAGGAUGUUUACAUAAAUGUGCUUGUAUGUGUCCUGUGGAUUUUACACCACCCAUUAUCACAAGGCCUUUUUUUUACUACAACAGUGAAAGAGCACUUCUCACACAUUUGAGAACCACUGCUGUGGAGCUGCAGGAGCUGCUGGAAUAAGGAAAAUCGAAUUCCAAACAAUCACUAAUAAUCUGUGGGAAAGAAAAAAUGCAUGGGUUGUUGCCAGCAAUUUGCUGCUUCUUGGAGCCCCACAGCAAUCCUGCAAUGUUCUCAUUAUCCAGUUGGUGGACUGGAUUACUAAUGAAUGUGGG